AUGGUGCUGACGGGGCAUGGCGGCGAUCUGACCGUGAUGGGCUAUGGCGACAGGGUAGUGUUCCAGACCCGGUCCGGCGACUUGGGUGCGCUCUCAGACAGCCAGGAUGGAGCGCGUGAUCUCGACGCCGCGUUGUCCGACCCGGUCUGCGGUGCGAUCGAGCCCCAUCUCCUGACCCCGGUGCUGGCGGGGCUGGGCCGUCGCCUGUCUCCCAAGCGGGUCCUGAUCAGCACCGCGCUCGACCCCUCAGCGCUCGCGCCCGAGGGCAAGCCGAUCGCCGUCAAACGCAUUGAUGCGCCGGAUCUGCGGAUCGCGGCGGCUUCUCUGCCGCCGGAAGCGCUGGACGCCCUGCCGGCGAUCUUUGGUGACGCCUUCGCAACGAAGCUGGACUGGGCGGCGCUCCUGAAGCCCUGGCGCGCCGCGGCGGUUCUGGGGCUGACGGCGGUGCUGGCGGCUUCCGGGCUCAUGGUGGGGCAGGCCGCCUAUCUCCAGGAUCGCGCCAGUCGGUAUCAGGCGGCGCAGGAGGCGGAAUUCCGCAUGCUGUUCCCCGAGGCGCGGAUCGUGAAUGUCAGCGCCCAGAUGCGCCAGGCGCUCAACAGCGUCAGCGGCGGGGCUGUGAGCGGGGCGGGCUUCCUGCCGCUGGCGACGGUGCUGUCGGAGACGCUGAGCGAUGUGGACGGCGUCCGGGUGGACUCCCUGCGCUAUGACGCCAGCCGGGGCGAACUCUCUGUGACGGCGCUCUAUUCCGGGUUCGGCGACUUUGAACGCCUGCGCAUGGCGGCUGAAGCGCGGGGCGCGGUGCUUGAGGAUGGCGGCGCGCGGCAGAGCGCGGCUGCCAUGAGCCAGACCACGCUCUUCACUCCGCUCAUCAAGGCCUUUCAGGCGAGAACGGCUCGCGAGCAGGCGCUUCUGGCCGGACUGGCCGUGCUGGUGGUCCUGACGAUCGCCUGGUUCGGCGUUCUGGCGCCGGCGAUGAGCUGGCGCGCCGAUGCGGCCCGCCGAUACGCCAACGCUGCGGAAGGCUAUGAGAGCAUUCUGGUUCAGGCGUCCGAGUAUCGCGCCCUGUCCGCACAGGCGGUCAAUGCCGAUGAUCGUGAGCCCUUGCGCACGCUGGCCGAUCGUACCGCGCGCGAGCGUGGGCUGGCGAUCAGCCGCGUCCAGCCGCUUGAGGACGGACGACUGGGCGUCUGGAUGGAGCAGGCGGACGCGGACUCCCUGAUGGGUUGGCUGAGCCUUCUGUCGCGCGAGCAUGGCGUCAACGCCGAGCGUGUGAGCGGGCUGAUGCGUCUUAUUCUGAUCCUCGGCUUUGUGCUGGCGCUUGUCGCGGGACUGGCGGUCACCGCUCCGACCCGGCUUGUCUAUGAUGCGCUGGCCCCGUCAGGGGUGGAAGCAGGACUGGUGCAGGGCAGCGUCUGGCGCGGGCAGGCGCUGCGUGUGCGUCUGGGCGGACGGGUUGUCCAACAGGUUGAAACCGGGCUGGAGCCGGCGUCCCUGCUGGCGCUGAGCCCGGCAAUGUCCAUGCGGGUGACCGAUCCCGAGAUCCAGAUUGACGCCCGGUUGCGCGCGGCCGGAGACGCAAUCCGGAUCGAGGAAGCGCAAGGCCUUGUCUCGGUCCGGGCAUUGCCCCUGCUGGCGGG
Molecule: messenger RNA, 1637 nt
Organism: Symbiodinium sp. CCMP2592
Lineage: Eukaryota; Dinophyceae; Suessiales; Symbiodiniaceae
Source: the annotation of a GenBank genome assembly